This is a messenger RNA of Anthonomus grandis grandis, 1616 nucleotides long. RefSeq names its product cell adhesion molecule DSCAML1-like. Bases 575 to 1546 code for a protein of 323 amino acids. Gene Ontology annotation, biological process: cell-cell adhesion. Gene Ontology annotation, cellular component: cell-cell junction. The transcript is spliced from 5 exons. The record is from RefSeq and is a predicted model, not a curated record. NCBI's taxonomy places the organism in Eukaryota, Metazoa, Arthropoda, Insecta, Coleoptera, Curculionidae. Gene Ontology annotation, molecular function: cell adhesion molecule binding.
UGGCAAUCGAACAGUAGUAGUUUGCAUUGACGCGCGUUCCGCUCGCACAUAAACGCUCUCGGUACAUUUAUUAUUAUUUUUUAAAAGUUGCCAUUUGUCAUGUUUCAUUCCGGCAUAAUUCCGUACGUGUAUAAAUAGAUUAGAUUAAUGUUAAAUGAGCCGGUAAUCUGAUAAUUUGUAUAUUUAAUACCGUAUGUAUGUGUGUUUUUAUUUAGCAGUGGCGUUAUUCUUGGAAUAUCUCACGAAUUUCUUAUAUCUCAGGUGAAAAAUUGUAAACCUAAAGAUACCUACGCCUCUGGCAAAUCGCUUAAUAUCGCGCAAAGUGAGCGCGAAUCCAAAACACCAAUUCAUUCCGCUGUCAGUUUGUUAUAAUAUUGAGUGUUUCCAUAAACAGUGGUCCCGAACGCACGGCCAAAAAUAUCCCAUAGCCAUUAUACGAAGAUAUCCCGGUGUUUCUGUUGUGACGUUCCGGCAAAUGUUUGGAUCCUUUGAUCGAAAACAGACCUCUAGAACGUUUAAUCCGAUCACAUUUUUUUUGGCUGUAUUGUAUCAAUGAUCGUGUUUUAGUGUAGAUAUGACAGGUUUUUGGAAAACCUCUUUUAGGUGCCUAUGGUUCUUUGGUUGCUUGGUGUCCUGCUGUCAUGGCCAAGAUAUUUUUGAUACCGAUGGGUUUUCCAACGAUUCUCCCUUCACAAUUGAACCAAAAGUGGAAAGAAUCCGGGUGAAAGUGGGUACCCCCAUCACUCUAAAAUGUGCCCAAAACCACCAAUUGGCCAACCAUACUAUAUGGGAAUAUAAGGAAUGCAGCCUCUCAUACAAAGACAUAGCCUGCAACUUAAAAGAUCUCAUGACCACCAACCCUACCGAUAAGUUCUCGUGGAAAAAACGCAGUAACAGACACAGACUCGAAAUCCAUUCUACCAAUAAAAACCAUAGCGGCCUAUACAGAUGCGUCGAGAAAGGUUUUACUAAGAAAUCCGUAAUAAUUGAAGUAGUUGGUUCAGAAAGCUACGAGGGUCCUCCACCCUCAGUCCAAUCUUUAAUCACCUCCAACCUGACCAACCAAUUGAACAUGGAGUUCACCAUCCAGUGUAACGUUUCCAGCGUAAUUCCUCCAACGAUAAUCUGGUUCAAGAAAUGCUACGGUUCAAAAUGCGAUAUCGAGUACGAUGAGUUGUGCUACUGUCACCUGAACGUCACCACCACAUCUAACAACAUCGGGAACACUUACAUCAGCAAAAUGAACAUUUUCAAGGCCAGAGAUGUCGAUAGUGGGUUAUACGCUUGUCUAGCCGUCACAGAAUAUGGAAAAGACUAUAAAAAUGUCACUAUUAUAGUACCCGAUUCGGGAACAAAGAAGAGUGCUAACUUAUUGUUCUCUUUGUUGUUCUUGGUGCCUUUGGCGUUGGUGGUGUUGCCUCUGGUGUUGGUUUGGCUGUGUUACUUUAGAAGGAAAAAGAAGAAAGUGCCCGUUGUGGUGGUGGCAGAGAGACAGCAACAAAAGUUGUUACUUAAUGGGGCACGUCACGAUAGACACAUUUACUAGUUUUAAUUUGUAUAGAAAUCUAUGCUGUGAUAUUUUUAUUAUUUUUGUAAAAUAAAUUCUAAGAGUAUUA